Molecule: messenger RNA, 1252 nt
Organism: Xenia sp. Carnegie-2017
Lineage: Eukaryota; Metazoa; Cnidaria; Anthozoa; Malacalcyonacea; Xeniidae
Exons: 3
Coding region: 392-964 (190 amino acids)
Biological process (GO): animal organ morphogenesis; positive regulation of protein phosphorylation; regulation of cell migration
Cellular component (GO): cytoplasm
Molecular function (GO): fibroblast growth factor receptor binding; growth factor activity
Source: RefSeq, a predicted model, not a curated record
UUGAAUUUUCUCUUUAGUAGAGGUUUUGUAAAGGAUUUGAUCCUAUCCUUUCGAUGUUGUUGUCAAGUGUAGAAAUGUUGGAUUAAUAAACAUAAAUAUCGAAGUGUUCUUCUCACCAUAUGAUUAAGUACGAUUUAAAACAAUUAGGACAAUUAAUACUAGACUGUCGUUGAUAAAUUCUGUCGAUCAAUGUUGCGUUAGAAAAUGAACAAAAAUAUUCAGGUCAUUUUCAGGUCAGAUGAGACCUAAAAGAAACGACGUUUUUGAUUUCGAAAACCAAGCCAGGAAACGGAAAUGUAGCCAUAAUCUAGUAUAGUCUUGGUAAACGCUUUGAUCGCGAUCGUCGUAUUUUAAUGAAAUGUAAAAGGUUUUAAAGCAGCUCAUCAAAGAAAUGAAUUGCUCUAUGAGAUGUACAAAUCAUCAAGAAUUUUCUCAUCGUCAAGGUUGUAUUUUCACCGACUUUCAUCUUCAUGAUGAAAGUAGAGAUGUUCAGUUUCUGAAUCGACGAAGGCUUCCUGCUAAUCCAAUACGAAGAAUUUGUAGACUGCAAAAUAAAAAUGGUUUUUUUCUUACUAUGUCACAAUCCGGAGAAGUGAAAGCAACAAAGAACAUCAACGACCCAUUCAGUAAAAUUCAAGUUAUCUCAGUGGCCAAGAAUCUCAUUUCAUUCAGCCCUCGAGAGGAUUCAUUUGGAGGUUCAACAUACUUAGCAGUUGAUAAGAAUGGACAUAUUUUUCUUACGAGAAAGACGAAAGAUGUGAAGAUUGAUCAGUUUAUUUUUGAAGAAAAAAUGGACGAUGCAUUUUACAUUUCAUAUAAACUGAAGGCAUAUCGAGGAAAACGGGCUUGGUUUUUAUCGAUCGACGAACAUGGUGAAGUAACAAUGAAACGCCGUUUGCCUGGUGCCUUGAAUGCAAACUCUCAAUUCUAUCUAUUGCAGCUGAAAAAACGUCAUUCUUUAUAAAAUUAAACUUUACUUGUUAUGUUAACUAUGAGUUACAUAUUCAGUACAAGACACGCGCCAGAUAUCAUGCAUUAGAAUAGUACAAUACAUAGUCCUUCAAGUAACUAAACAACUUUAAAAAUAAAGAUCGGAUAUUUUUAGUUAAGGGCGAACAAUGCACAGCAUUAUUUGUCUGAGUAGGAGUUUUUAGUCGACAGAUGUAAAUUAUUUCACAAUUAACACAUGGUUAUAUCAUAGAUAAUUUUAAAACUAGCUAUUGAUAACAAUUAAAAACAAAAGCCAACUGUC